Molecule: messenger RNA, 504 nt
Organism: Purpureocillium takamizusanense
Lineage: Eukaryota; Fungi; Ascomycota; Sordariomycetes; Hypocreales; Ophiocordycipitaceae
Exons: 1
Coding region: 1-504 (167 amino acids)
Source: RefSeq, a predicted model, not a curated record
AUGACGACGUCGAUCAACAUGGCGACGCUCGACGAAAAGACGGCGCCCCAGGCCGGCCUCCAUAUUGACACGACGGCUAGGGCCAUGCCAGAAAAGACGGCAGCCAUGUCGAGCGCGAAGACGGCAUGCCCGACAGCCCUAGACAAGACGCCGUCGUACAGUGGCCAGACGACGCCGCGGUCGGAAAACAUCAACCCUUUCGACACGGACGUCGAGGCCAUGGUGACCAACUCGUCGUCGGACAAGUGCCUGCGGUCCAGCGUGGUGCUGACGAGGAAGAACGACUGCCAGGUGUGGCCCGGUCAGGACCAGUGGAAGCAGCGGGCCAAGGCGGCCAAGAAGCAGCGCGGCUGCAAGUGCAUGGCCCGCCUCAGCCGCCGCAACCGCAUCGCCGUCAAGGUCCUGGUGGUGCUCCUCGUCGUGGGCGCUGCUGUGGCUAUUGGCUUUGGCGUCAGCAAGCCGCUGGGCGCACCGAUCUGGGGCGACAAGGGCAAGCAGAACUAG